AUAUUGCUAAGACAUGUUAAAAAACAUUGCACAGAAGAAAUAUUAUUUUUCAGACACAGCUUUAUUAUUAAAUAGAACAUUGAAGUAUAUUAUUCCAUUUUUGCUCAACCAAAGUGGCUCAGUGGUUUUCUACCUUACAUUGGUCUCAGCAGAGUUAUCUCUGGCAGUCCCAAUCUGUAAUUCUCUGGCACUGGUUUUCACAGUGAUGAGCGGGUGGAUCUUAGGAGAGGACAUUGGAGGCAGUGGAGGCUGCUGGCGACAGCCUGCCUGCAUCGAGGGACUGUUGGGAGGAGCAGUGUCCGCCCUGCGGGGUCUUGAGCCACCCCGGCAGCCAGCCGCCACCCCCUUACAGAGCUGAAAGUGGUGAGUGAGUCACUGUCCCCCCUUACAAGCAGGGGGUCAGUGUGAAGAAGGCGGCUUAAUACCGCGCUCCUGGACGGCUCAGCGGUACUGCGGUGCAGCGCUGUGAGGGGCGCCCUGAGCCAGCACCUGACCCUACACUGACCAAAACAAGCCUGCCGGGGUCUGCGGAUCCAAGCCAGUACAAAAUCCUCAGGCCAGUAUAAUCUUCUAAGAGCGGGAAGACAGCACCAUUAAGGGGGCGGAGAUUCUCCUCAGAGCGGACCCAGCAGCGUUCAGCGCCAUUUUCCUGCCUGCAGCUCACUGCCAGUGGAUGAACAGGUCCCUCCAGAGCAACUCCAGCUAUCUGAGCUGUCCUUGGGCUUCUUCUAACCACACUGGGAAUCACUAUUUGUGUGGUAAGUUCUGUCACUGAUUGAGAUAAAUUGCCACCCUGGAGAAACCAGACUCCCAACUUAUACAUGGCACAAAGUGUGCAAUGGAAACACAAUAUAUCUACAAAGUGUUUGAAGAAUGACAAGUGGAGCAGUGUGUGAAUUGUGAAUUAAAAACACAGACUGAAAAUAUAACAACUGGACAUGUUUUUCACUUUCUCUGGUUUUCAGCUGGUUGGACUAAAGUGCUCUAGGAUCUACGUGCAUCUGUAGAUGACAGUAAUGUUUUGUACAUAGAACUGUAUAUUGGUAAAGAAAGAUGCUAAAGAUUAAUAGUGACCAUAAAAUAUGAAGGUAUCCAAGUCAGUCUAUUACUUUAUUGUAAGCAUACAUAAAUCAUGUAGUAUGAGCUUGAUGUGAAACCAUUAUUGUAUUAACCUUCCCCCCUGGGGUCAGAAAAAAAGAAGAGAAAAAGACCAACAGAGUAAAGAAGCAAGAGGUAUUUCAUAUAUCUGCUUACUUAACAAUAAACAGUUAUGGGUCUUGUAUUUGGAUUUAACAGUUGUGGGUUAGUGCUAUAUACCCAGGAACAUAUUUGUUUCUCAUAAAUUAAAAAGUGAAAUAUGAAAUAAAGCAGGUGGUAGUUAAGUGAUGGCA
Messenger RNA from Pseudophryne corroboree (corroboree frog), 1391 nucleotides. RefSeq names its product transmembrane protein 234 (gene TMEM234). The record is from RefSeq and is a predicted model, not a curated record. The transcript has 5 exons. Lineage: Eukaryota; Metazoa; Chordata; Amphibia; Anura; Myobatrachidae. Bases 14 to 358 code for a protein of 114 amino acids.